AUGAGUGAUUCGUCUAAUAUUAUUGAAUUGAAUAUUGGGGGUGUUACAUAUUCAACACUCCAAUCAACAUUACAAUCUGAACCUGGAUCUUUAUUAGCUAACCUAGUUGGACAACAGCAAAAUCAUCAUUCAAAUAAUGUAUCAACGGAUAUUGAUAACAAAAUCACACGUGAUAAUAAAAAUCGUUAUUUUAUUGAUCGUGAUGGAGUGUUAUUUCGAUAUGUAUUAGAUUAUUUGCGUUGUAAAAAACUUGUUUUACCUGAAAGUUUUCAAGAGAAAGAACGUUUAAAAAACGAAGCAGAAUAUUAUAAAUUAACAAGUAUGGUUAAAGAAUUAGUUAUUCAUCAACAACUUGAACAAACAACAAAUACGACAAUAAAUUCAAAUGAAAAUAAAAAAUUGGCCGCUUCUUUCAUCUCAUUACCGGAUUCACCAGUCAAUAAGCAAUCACGUUCAGUAAAUGGUUAUAUUGUCGUUGGAUAUAGAGGCACAUUUGCAUUUGGUCGUGAUGGUUUAGCCGAUGUUAAAUUUAGAAAAAUUUCGCGUAUAUUAGUCUGUGGACGAGUAAAUUUAUGUCGUGAAGUUUUUGGAGAUACGUUGAAUGAAAGUCGAGAUCCGGAUCAUGGUCAGACAGAACGAUAUACUUCAAGAUUUUUUCUUAAACAUACAUUUCUUGAACAAGCAUUCGAUAUGCUCGGUGACGCUGGUUUUACGAUGGUUGGCUGUGCAGCAUCAGGAUGUAGUAGUUCUACCGAACCUGGAAAACAAACGGACAAUGAAGAAAACCGUUGGUUACAUUAUAAUGAGUUUGCAUUUCAAAGAGGACAAUAG
Messenger RNA from Didymodactylos carnosus, 831 nucleotides. The record is from the annotation of a GenBank genome assembly. Lineage: Eukaryota; Metazoa; Rotifera; Eurotatoria; Philodinida; Philodinidae.